CUCCACUUCCGCCCCACUCCUCCCUCCCCUUCCUCCUCCAAACCCUAACCGCCCCCCAAUUCGCGGGGACCGAACCCCACCCUACCCUGCCCAGGAUAUCUGCGGCUCCCGCAUGCCGCACCUGUCCCGGCGGCGGGCGAGGUGACGACGGGGCCCCUGCGGUUGUGGAGGCGGCGCCAUGGGCUGCGUCUGCGGCCGCCCCUCGGCGGUGGAUGACGGGAGGUGCGGCGCGGCGCGGACGCCGCCGCCGCAGGUGGCGGCGGCGGCGGCGGCGAAGCUGUCGGCGUCGGGGGCGGCGAUGGUGAGGAGGGAGGAGGAGGCGAGGAAGCACGCGAGGGCGGCGGGGAGCGGCGGAGGGAGGGAGGAGGCGGUGGAGAGGAGGAGGGCGGCCGCGGCGGCGGCCAUGGCGAUGGCAGCGUGCCGGGUGAGGAGCCCCGUGCCGAGGGCGGUGGAGGGGGAGCAGGUGGCGGCCGGGUGGCCGCCGUGGCUCGUCGCCGUCGCGGCCGAGGCCGUGCGCGGGUGGGUGCCCCGCCGCGCCGAGUCGUUCGAGAAGCUCGACAAGAUUGGUCAGGGAACAUACAGCAAUGUUUACAGAGCUCGCGAUCUUGAAAAGGAGAAGAUUGUUGCCCUAAAGAAAGUGCGGUUUGAUAAUUUGGAACCUGAGAGUGUGAGAUUUAUGGCCAGGGAAAUCCUUAUUUUGCGACGACUUGAUCAUCCAAAUAUUAUUAAGCUGGAGGGUCUAGUAACUUCAAGAAUGUCUUGUAGCUUAUACCUUGUUUUUGAGUACAUGGAGCAUGACCUAGCUGGACUAGCUUCUUUUCCUGGAGUGAAAUUUACUGAGUCUCAGGUGAAAUGUUACAUGCAGCAGCUACUCUGCGGCCUUGAGCAUUGUCAUAGUCGUCACAUUCUGCACCGUGACAUUAAGGGUUCCAAUCUUUUGAUUGACAAUCGAGGCAUACUGAAGAUAGCCGAUUUUGGCCUAGCAAGCUUCUUUGAUCCUGAACAACGUCACCCUUUGACUAGUCGUGUGGUCACACUAUGGUAUAGACCACCAGAACUUCUGCUUGGUGCCACAAAUUAUGGUGUUUCUGUAGACCUUUGGAGUACUGGCUGCAUUCUUGCCGAGUUAUAUGCUGGCAAACCUAUCAUGCCUGGUAGAACUGAGGUUGAGCAGUUACAUAAAAUAUUUAAACUCUGUGGUUCGCCAUCGGAGGACUAUUGGAGGAAGUCUAAACUUCCUCAUGCCACAAUAUUUAAGCCACAACAUCCAUAUCCAAGGCGUGUGUCAGAAACAUUUAAAGAUUUUCCUCUGCCUGCUGUCGCAUUAGUGGAUGUUCUUCUUUCAAUUGAUCCGGCAGAUCGAGGAACAGCAUCCUCUGCACUGCAAAGCGAGUUUUUUGCAACAAAGCCAUAUGCUUGCAAUCCUUCAAGUCUGCCAAGAUAUCCCCCAAGCAAAGAGUUUGAUGCAAAACGGCGAGAGGAGGAAGCUCGGAGGCAAGGUAUUGCUGGAGGAAAGCAACACAAGUAUGAUCCUCAAAAACGGGCAAGAGAGUCAAGAGCUGUUCCUGCACCUGAUGCAAAUGCAGAAUUAGUGUCAUCUUUGCAGAAAAGGCAAAACCAAGUCAAUACCAAGAGCAGGAGUGAGAUGUUCAAUCCCAGCAAAGAAGAUUCCGCGUCCGGAUUUCCAAUUGAUCCACCCAGGCCAACCCAUGCUGUUGAAUCGUCUCAAGACUCUCACCGUGUCUACUCCACAAGAACCUUUCAUUCUGGGCCUCUAGUUAAUCAAAAUAAUCCUUCAAAGGCUGGACAGAGUGAAAAUGGUGAGCUUCAUCUUUCUGGUAUUGCAAACACAUUGAAUUUCCGUUUGGUUGUAUCAACAAGAUCAAAUCUUCAUUCAGAUAAUCGCCACGGAACAGUGGUUACUCAAGCUGAAGCCUUUCCUCAUGAACGGAGGCUGUCUGAAUCUAUAAAUGAGCGUUUCAGUAGUAGCGGAAAGUAUGAUCAAGUAUUUCAGCAGAAAGAUGAAAGGAGUAGCAGGGUGGAUGGAGCUAUUGGCUAUGGAUCCAAGGGUAACAAGAUCCACCAUUCUGGGCCUCUAAACUGCCCUUCAGGAAACGUCGAUCAGAUGCUGAAGGAAAAUGACCGCCAAAUACAAGAAGUUUUCCGGCGAACCCGGGUUGAGAAGUCCAGAGCAAGGAGGGGCCAUGGGCACUCUGGGGAUGGGCACCAUCAAUUUGGCCUAAGACCCAGCGACUUUGGUGCUGCCCCGGUCUUUCCUUCAAGCCGCUCCAGCUAUCGGGCUGCGCAGCAGUAAGAUCAAUGCUCAGCCAGUAAUUUGGUAGUUUAGGCGCAAAUUCGACGUGAUUUUGCAAGAGGAGUUCGAUUGGCUUCAUUUCCCCCAUAUUUUGGGGGAUACAUGUCACGCUAUGUACAGGAAAGUCUAGCUGUGAAAUGCCUUUCUUAUUGGGAAAACUUUGGAGGAGAGGGAAGAAGGCUAUUUGUUAAUUGAGCGGUGAUUUGGGCGUUCUACAGAUGUUAUUAUCAUCAGGCUGGCAGUUCUCCAUGUUCUAGUUUCAGAUUUGCUGAAAUUAUAGCUCAAAUGUAUAUUUCAGAUUGCUAGGUAUCCUGUGAGGAUUAGAUCUUAUGAAGUUUUGGGCAUGGUUGGUU
This is a messenger RNA of Oryza brachyantha (malo sina), 2667 nucleotides long. RefSeq names its product probable serine/threonine-protein kinase At1g54610. The transcript has 8 exons. Gene Ontology annotation, cellular component: cyclin-dependent protein kinase holoenzyme complex; nucleus. Lineage: Eukaryota; Viridiplantae; Streptophyta; Magnoliopsida; Poales; Poaceae. Gene Ontology annotation, molecular function: cyclin-dependent protein serine/threonine kinase activity; ATP binding; RNA polymerase II CTD heptapeptide repeat kinase activity. Bases 179 to 2314 code for a protein of 711 amino acids. Gene Ontology annotation, biological process: protein phosphorylation; positive regulation of transcription elongation by RNA polymerase II. The record is from RefSeq and is a predicted model, not a curated record.